Molecule: messenger RNA, 486 nt
Organism: Eurytemora carolleeae
Lineage: Eukaryota; Metazoa; Arthropoda; Copepoda; Calanoida; Temoridae
Product: salivary glue protein Sgs-3
Exons: 6
Coding region: 49-486 (145 amino acids)
Source: RefSeq, a predicted model, not a curated record
UGAAAACACUUCUCUCUCCAGUUUAUUAUUAUUAGUAGAGAGAGUGAGAUGAAGCUGGUAGGAGUGCUCGCAUGUGUUCUAGGGCUCGGUAUUGCCUUACCCGCCCCACAGGAAGUUUAUGGAGAUUAUGGAGACUAUGGAGAGGUUUAUCAGUAUUAUGAUAAUUAUGAGGAUGGGCCAUCCUACGAUUCAUAUGAUGCACCGCAAGAGCAAUCAACAACAACAUCUACAACUACCACAACAACAACAACAACAACCACAACAACUACACAACAACCUCAAAGAAUAGCCUCACGGCGACAACGCCCCGGAAGAAAGCCUUCGACAGCCCUACCCUCACCUACCACAACUGAGAGCUCCUGGUAUGAAAACCGACGCCAGACCAGAGAAAGAACCACUCGUCCUAUAUCUAGAGAGAAUUACCCAACUGUUGAAGAGCAAGGGAGCGAGUUCAAUGACACAGAAAACGACGAAAAUUCCAGGUAG